Mya arenaria is the source of this 1129-nucleotide messenger RNA. RefSeq names its product calmodulin-alpha-like. Gene Ontology annotation, cellular component: central plaque of spindle pole body. Lineage: Eukaryota; Metazoa; Mollusca; Bivalvia; Myida; Myidae. The transcript is spliced from 6 exons. Gene Ontology annotation, molecular function: enzyme regulator activity; calcium ion binding. Gene Ontology annotation, biological process: spindle pole body organization. The record is from RefSeq and is a predicted model, not a curated record. The coding region runs from base 137 to 586 and encodes 149 amino acids.
GUAAGUGGCCAUGUAAAUAAUAUUUUGAAAGCGUCUUUUAUUAAAUCGGUAUUGGUGUAUAGGAUUUUUCUUUUAUAUUGAGAACGCCAGUCACUUUAUGUUCUUAUAUCGAACAUGUAAAUUGAGGAAAUAAGUUAUGGCAGACAAACUGACACCAGAACAAAUAGCAGAGUUCAAGGAGGCGUUUAAUCUGUUUGACAAGGAUGGUAGCGGCACGAUCUCAACGAAGGAGCUGGGCGUCGUCAUGAGAUCUCUUGGGGAGAAUAAAUCGGACGCCGAGCUGCAGACUAUGAUCCAGGAAGUAGAUGUCGACGGUAACGGUGAGAUCGACUUCGAAGAAUACUUGGCGAUGAUGGCGAAACGCUGUCAGUACACGGGGUCCGCCGAUCAGAUCAGAGAGGCCUUCAAGGUGUUUGACAAGGACGAGAAGGGUUACCUGACGGUCGACGAGCUGCGGCAUAUCAUGACCAGCCUGGGCGACAAGCUACCGGACGAGGAGGUUGACGAGAUGCUCUCCAUCGUCGACGACGACGGCAACGGGAUCAUAGACUAUGAAGAAUUUUCCCAGAUGUUAGCGAAGACGUGAUAUUGGGAUGUUCCAGAAAAUAUAUACAUGAAUAUUGCGAACCCAUGACAGACAGCUCUUUCAGCAGUCAGGCUUUCAUUGUGUCAUCCAACAUUAUACCUUAUACAUGUCCAUGUUUUAUAUGCUAUAUUGCAUAAAGUAGCCGUCAUUAUCUUGUUUCGGAAUGUGAACAUUUGCCGUAAAACAAUUUUAUGAUGAAAGUAUACAUCUCAAUUAGUUUGUCUUAAAUGCAUACACAUAUAUACCUUUUUUCAUAAAAUGGUAUAUUUCAUUAUUAUUUUCAAACAAUUGAACUUGAACUAUUGUUCCUGAACCAUAUGUUCUCGAGCAAUCGCGAUUUCGAGUUAUCGCCUGUAACGCCUUUCGCUUCUAUACAUUCCUUAUUGCUGUAACGUUUACGGACAAGUUACGUGCUAUUACAUUACUUGAUAUUACUACCAUGUCUUCCUCACAUUUCGUAACAAGACAAUUAUCUAAUUACAUUUACAUAUUAUUCACUUUUUAUUGUUGUCAUAAAUUCUGUUGAUUAAAGAUGCUUUAUAA